Messenger RNA from Manihot esculenta (cassava), 1514 nucleotides. Its product is annotated as putative hydrolase C777.06c. Lineage: Eukaryota; Viridiplantae; Streptophyta; Magnoliopsida; Malpighiales; Euphorbiaceae. The coding region runs from base 153 to 1115 and encodes 320 amino acids. The transcript has 10 exons. The record is from RefSeq and is a predicted model, not a curated record.
CGCUGUCAACUUAUAAUUUCCUAAAAACGGCCGCCAGAAAAAAGAGAACAACUUUCGCGGGCAGAUCCUCGCUAUGAAUGUAAUCCUUGUCUUCGUUCUCCUUAGUCCACACGCAACUUAAAAAGUUUCUCCAUUUCACAGUGAACGCUGAAAUGGAGUCUCCGUUGGUUGCUGCUGAUAACAAUGGUGGUACUAGAUCCGCUCUGAUCUUUCUCGGCACCGGCUGUUCCAACUCCAUCCCAUUCGCAUCAUGCCUGAUUCAGCCGUCUGAUCCUCCUUGCCAUGUUUGCUCCAUGGCCCUCUCUGUCCCACCCGAGCAAAACCCUAACUAUAGGUGCAAUACAUCUCUUCUUAUAGAUUAUUGUGAGAAAGAUGAGAAACACAGUUACAUAUUGAUUGAUGCUGGGAAGACAUUCAGGGAGCAAGUGCUUAGAUGGUUUACUCACUACAAGAUUCCUCGAGUAGAUUCUAUCAUUUUGACUCAUGAACAUGCUGAUGCAGUUCUGGGACUUGAUGACAUACGUGCUGUGCAACCAUUUACUGCAAACAAUGAUAUUGAUCCUACCCCUGUUUUCUUAAGCCAGUCUGCUAUGGAUAGCAUCACUUUGAAAUUUCCAUACUUGGUAAGGAAAAAAUUGAGGGAGCACCAGGAAAGAAGGCGGGUAGCACAGCUGGAUUGGAAGAUAAUUGAAGAAGAUUUUCAGAGGCCAUUUGUUGCAUCAGGGAUACAAUUUGUCCCUUUACCAGUAAUGCAUGGAGAAGACUAUGUUUGCUUGGGAUUUCUCUUUGGCAAAAGAUGUCGAGUAGCUUAUAUAUCUGAUGUUUCACGUUUACCUGCAAGCACAGAAUUUGUAAUUUCAAAAUCAGGGGCUGGGCAGUUGGAUCUUCUUAUCUUAGACUCCUUGCUCAGGAAUGGAUCCCAUAAUGUUCACUUCUGCUUACCUCAGUCCCUUGAAGCUGUGAAGAGGUUGUGCCCAAAGCAAGCACUUUUAAUCGGAAUGAAUCAUGAGUUUGAUCAUUACAGGGACAAUGACUUCUUAGCAGAAUGGUCUGGAAGGGAGGGAAUUCCGGUGCAGCUUGCCCGUGAUGGUUUAAGAGUUCCUAUAGACUUGUGAUAAGGUUGAGAUAUAAACUAUCAGUUACAUGGCAUCACUGGAUAUGUGAUUUAUAGUUUCCAUCCCCUUCUGACGGGAGGAUUAAAGAUGUAAACUAAUCAAUUAUCACUAGAAUAAGUAAUUAAUAGUUUCCAUCCCAUUAUGCAGGCAGGAAUAAAGAUGUAAACUUAUCAGUUGUCAUCAGAUAAGUAAUUUAUAGUUUCCGUCCCAUUCUGAGGGGAGGAAAAAACGGAGUGAAAGCUUAAUAGUAUUAUAUGAGUGGUAUUGAUAUAAAAGUUCAGGAAGUAUGUGAGAAUACGAGUGGUAUUGAUAUAAAAGUUCUCCGGCAUCUUCUUGUGAUAAUAAUAUACUUUGGUUAAUAAGACAGCAAAAUUUGGGAAUGAAAGCCCUGUGAUAUAA